Messenger RNA from Parathielavia appendiculata, 1530 nucleotides. RefSeq names its product PAXNEB-domain-containing protein. Gene Ontology annotation, cellular component: cytoplasm; elongator holoenzyme complex; transcription elongation factor complex. NCBI's taxonomy places the organism in Eukaryota, Fungi, Ascomycota, Sordariomycetes, Sordariales, Chaetomiaceae. The record is from RefSeq and is a predicted model, not a curated record. Bases 48 to 1247 code for a protein of 399 amino acids. The transcript has a single exon. Gene Ontology annotation, biological process: tRNA wobble uridine modification.
UAAAAAGUCUACUGUACAAAACCUGGGUGAGAUCCUAACACGCCGCCAUGUCAUUCGUGAAGAGAAAUACCGUUCUCUCGGCAAGGCCAGGACGGCCUCCUGCUCAAGCGACACGGUCCCCAGAAAAGCAGCAGCUUGCACCAGGAAUACGGCCGUCGCCGCUGGAUGGCAGGCCCACCACAUCGACAGGGACGUCAUCUCUCGACCAGCUGCUUGCAGGGCACGGAGGACUGCCGCUGGGCACAUGUCUGCUGAUUGAAGAACAAGGCACUACCGACUUCUCGGGCAUUUUGUUGCGAUACUAUGCCGCCGAGGGGCUCGUUCAGGGUCAUAAUGUCCACCCCGUUGGUUAUCCUCCAGAAUGGAGGCACCAGCUUCCUGCCGUCGCAAUGACAGACACCAAAUCCAAGGCAGCCCAACCACCACCUGCCCCAGAAGAGAAGAUGAAGAUUGCAUGGAGAUACGAGGCGCUAGGUAACGCCGCGCCCGCAGACGCUUCCGCAAGGGCAGAUUCCAAGAAUGGGACAUUCUGCCAUGCCUUCGACCUCACCAAGCGCCUUGCGCCGAGCUCAUGUAAAGGCUCGCUCCACCCGACGCCCAGCACAUGCCCGCCCAUACUCGACCAACCCAACCACCUAUCCACCACCUCGCCCUUCAAGGCGAUCAUCAAACACCUCCAAACCAAACUAUCCACCUCUCCGCUGACCGACAUCCACCGCAUCAUCGUCCCCGGCCUGCUCCUGCCAACCCUCUACUCCCCACACUGCAACCACCCGUCCGAAGUCCUCCAAUUCCUCCACAGCCUCCGCGCCCUCCUCCGCCAACACCCGUCCCAACUCACAGCCAUCAUCACCAUCCAGACCUCGCUAUACCCCCGCACCACGGGGUUGGUCAGGUGGAUCGAGCUCCUCUGCGACGGCGUGCUCGAGCUGAUACCCCUGCCCGCCAACCCCGGCGCCCCGCUCCUGCCGCCGCCUGCUUCGUCGUUUUCUUCGUCUGCGUCGGGAUCUGAAAAGAGCGAGCAGCCUCAGGGCCUGCUCAGGGUGCACACCCUGCCGGUGUAUCAUGAAAAAGGGGGCGGCGGGGCCGGGGCGAGCUCGUUCCGGGAGACGCUGGCGUUUAGUUUGAGUGCGUCGAGGGGGUUGGUGAUCAAGCCAUACAGUCUGCCGCCGUUGGAGAGGGAGGGGGAGGGGCAAGGGAAUGGGGAGAAGAAAGGCGGUGGGGGAACGGACGAGAUUGAGUUUUGAUGUGGGUAGAACCCAUUUGGAUGCGCUGAAGGAGGCACACUAUCGGUUAUUCGAACCCAAGCUAGAGGGAUCGUUGUGUUGACCCUAGGUGACCAGAAAACCUUGGUUAACACAGUAGAGCAUGUUUCACAAGAUAACUGACUUCCAGGUUUGCUGGCGAAAGGAGGCAUGUUCGAGGAUAGCUCCAGGGAUGCAAAAUAAACGCAACACGGACAAUUGGGCCGGUCGUGAUGUCAGCCCAUCAUAGCGCUGAUUGGAAAUACACAUAAAUUUAAAUCAUCGU